Molecule: messenger RNA, 10010 nt
Organism: Ostrinia nubilalis (European corn borer)
Lineage: Eukaryota; Metazoa; Arthropoda; Insecta; Lepidoptera; Crambidae
Exons: 17
Coding region: 98-3472 (1124 amino acids)
Molecular function (GO): ubiquitin protein ligase activity
Source: RefSeq, a predicted model, not a curated record
UCGUGGUGGUUGUGUCAAAAUUGUUUUUGAGACGUUCGUCCAAAAGUUAAGUGAACUAUCCUCAAAUUCAGCUUUCUAAGGCGAAGACAAAAAGAUCAUGUGGCCGCGAGUAGGCGGGCAUGUCGGCCCGCCAACCCCCAUAACUCCAGAGGUAGACCGAUUUGAACUGAUGCCAUGGCGGUCGCCCCCUCCGGCUGAUCAAAUCAGAGCGGCGAAUGCACUAACACAUGUAUCGGCGACGCGGACCGCCGCACAGUCCGCUAGUCCGCCGUAUCUGGCCACGUCUUGUGUCUUAACUAGUUACAUCUUCACACUGUCUCCACCAUUCCCCUGUCCCCUUCAGAUGCGAAUGGACUCCUUCAGUUCGCCGAGGCGGACAUUUCAGAGAAUGUAUCGAAGAAUACAACACCCGUACAGGCUACUUAGCCUAAGCGAGCGUAUGCACAUUUACCGACCUAUCCUGCCUUCCCUGCAAGAGGAGGAGUCGACCGAACAAAGGCCCACUGUGGUACUCCAGGAGCAAAGGCAAUCGCGAACAUCAAAGCGCCGCACUCGCUCUAUUUCGUCAUACAAUCCAGGCACUGAGCAGCCGGCAGAUAUUGGACAAUCGACACAGAUGCAUUCUCCCAGUUUGCCCCGCUCUGCAUCGAACCAAUGGCUGAGGCAGAGCCAGUGGCCGCAGCCAGACGAGCCGGAAAUAAUAAUCACAUCGGACGUCCAACUGCAGACUGAUGACGAACAGACCGGCUUCGUAUCGAGCGGUCUAUUAUCAGCGACCCUGCCGCCUGGCCCACCUUAUCAAGAACUGCCCAUAGAAUAUGAACCGCCAUCAGUCCAAACAGUGAAUGAGGCGACGCCAAUGUCCUCCGAAGACAACAAUGUGUCUGCUGAACUCACUACGGAUUACUUAGAGAUUGAAGUUAUUGAAAAUGAGUCUUACGUGAGCUAUAACGCCUACGAGGUUCCUGUUACUGAAGUUUAUUAUCAGCCCACACAAAUGGAAACCAAUGGAAUGGAACUGGUAGCCCAACAAUCGGAUGUAGUAGAAAGUUCCACUUCAAAUGGAGAUGCAACGGGUAGCGUUGAAACUGCUCAAAAUAGGUCAUUGAAGGAUUUGUCACCUGUGGUUUCGUUCGAGCUGUACACUCGCAAGACCAUGCCAGUUCUGCCGGCGGCGACGCCCGCAGCCAAACAGGUCGCGAACAAGAUGAUCAAGCACGCUCGCAACAAUAAAACUUUAGACGAGAAAUUGUUGCAUUGCCUCAACUGCGACCUUUUCCCUAUUCUACCUGUUACGGGGUAUUGCGGUCAUACUCGCUGCACGAGAUGCAUUGAGGAGAACGGCGACUGUCCUUGCGGGGCUGAAGCUCCUACAGAACUUCAUGUGAAUACUGUUGUUCAGUAUUUGCUUGGAAAAAUGCUGCCAAAUGAAAAUUAUGUUAGGCGUAACGGCAGUCAUGAGCGACCUGCAGAUGUGUUGGAAGCCUCCUCAGCAGCAGUUAAAAAAAGGCCAUCGGUAGGCGGCACGGUGCGCCCGCGCCGCUCUCGCGGAAACCGCAGUGCGCCGAUGCGUGUGCGAUCCAACGCUCCGUGUGACGUCAACGCCAGGAUGCCGAUGUCGCCACAGGUGCAGUUUGAGUACGCGCGCCGACUGCUGUUGGUGGGCCGCUACCGCGACGCGGCGCCGCAUCUGGCUCGCGUCGCGGCCUCCUGCGAGUCGCUCGCGGUCGCGCGGAACGUCCGCAUGUUAUUGUCCCAGGUGAUCGUCCUGCUGGCUGACGGCAGCGACCCGCGCCGCAUCGCCCGCGACUUGCUCCGCUCGGUCCGCCUGCAAGGAGCCAGUAGCUGGCUCAAGCCAAGUGACCUGGAGUGCGUGCUGUGCUACCACACGUACACCAAGCCCAUCACCACGCCCUGCGGCCACACCUACUGCCGGACCUGCAUCGAGCGCGCCCUGGACUAUAGGAAGGCGUGCGCGCUCUGCAUGCGACCGCUGGAGGACUUCGAUGUGACGCAGCUCAAGCCCAGUGACCUGGAGUGCGUGCUGUGCUACCACAGGUACACCAAGCCCAUCACCACGCCCUGCGGCCACACCUACUGCCGGACCUGCAUCGAGCGCGCCCUGGACUAUAGGAAGGCAUGCGCGCUCUGCAUGCGACCGCUGGAGGACUUCGAUGUGACGCAGCUCAAGCCCAGUGACCUGGAGUGCGUGCUGUGCUACCACAGGUACACCAAGCCCAUCACCACGCCCUGCGGCCACACCUACUGCCGGACCUGCAUCGAGCGCGCCCUGGACUAUAGGAAGGCAUGCGCGCUCUGCAUGCGACCGCUGGAGGACUUCGAUGUGACGCAGCUCAAGCCCAGUGACCUGGAGUGCGUGCUGUGCUACCACAGGUACACCAAGCCCAUCACCACGCCCUGCGGCCACACCUACUGCCGGACCUGCAUCGAGCGCGCCCUGGACUAUAGGAAGGCAUGCGCGCUCUGCAUGCGACCGCUGGAGGACUUCGAUGUGACGCAGCUCAAGCCCAGUGACCUGGAGUGCGUGCUGUGCUACCACAGGUACACCAAGCCCAUCACCACGCCCUGCGGCCACACCUACUGCCGGACCUGCAUCGAGCGCGCCCUGGACUAUAGGAAGGCAUGCGCGCUCUGCAUGCGACCGCUGGAGGACUUCGAUGUGACGCAGGCUUGCGAGAACGUGUUCGUUGGGGCUGCGCUCGAGUCGAUCGACGCGUCGAGCCCGCCGCAGCCGCCGGAACCAGACGUCAUCCCGAUCUUUGUCUGCACCGUCGCGUACCCAUCGAUCCCGUGCCCACUGUUCAUCUUCGACCCGCGCUACUGGCUUAUGAUCCGCCGCGUGCUUGAGUCCAGCUCGCGCAAGUUCGGCAUGGUAGCCUACGAGCGCGACCGCAACUACUCAGACUAUGGCACGGUGCUGGAGGUCUGCGACUGCGUGCACCUUGAGGACGGCAGAUCGUUCCUGUCCACCAUCGGCGUGUCCCGCUUCAAGCUUAUCGAGCGUGACGUCAGGGACGGGUGCGACGUAGCCCGCAUCCAGCCUCUGACCGAUGUCAUCCCGACAGAGGGCGUUUUGAUCCUGAACCUACGGAUGCUGAGCUCCCAGAUCUUGUACAAGGCUCUGAUGUGGCUCAACAACAUGAACAAGACGGUCCGGACGGAGAUCGAGAACGCUUUCGGACAGAUCCCACGCGCGGACCACGAGCAAGACGAGUGGUGGGACAGCCCGGACGGCCCCGCCUGGCUGUGGUGGCUCAUCGCCAUCUUACCUCUUAGAUCUGAAAUCAAGGUACUGAUUCUCUCUACAAAAAGCCUGCUGAAGCGUAUGAUGGCGGUGUCACGCACACUGGAGGCCAUAGACCAGGUGGCCAUAACCACGACCUCUACCUCCGAGUGCGAGAUCCGCAGCGCCCUGACCAACGCCGACGAGUGGCUGGAAAGGGGCUCCUGACUACAGAUGCACCUCGCUGACAUCGGUAGGAUGCCAGACUAAACCUACCAACGUGUGGCAGUCAAUUAUUUCAUUUUUUUUGUAAUGAGCUGGGUUAAAUUGACAUUACAAAUUAACUUUGCGUUUGCUGACACAAUUUACAAAGGUACUUUUGUGAUGAUUGCUGCAAGGUUAGUUACACUUUGUAAUUUUUUUUGCGCUCGCUGGUUAGGUGAUCCUACAAGUCGACACUUUCGUGGAUAUUUGUCGCCACAAUUUACAAAUGUAAUUUUGUGACUAUGAUAGUAGGCUAGGAUUUGUCAUUUUUUUGUUAAAAUUUUUUGUGCCCGCUGGUUUGGUGAUCCCACAAGUCUACACUUUCGUGGACGUUUGUUGCCACAAUUUACAAAAGUAAUUUUGUGACUAUGAUAGCUACAAGGCUACACUUUGACAUUUUUGUUAUAUUUUUUUGCUCUCGCUGGUUCGGUGAUUCUAUAAAUCUACACUCGUGGACGUUUGUUACAAUUUGCUAAAUUAUUAUUUUUUGACUACGAUUGCUACAAGACUUUAGUAGGUAUUUUGAUUUCAUAAUUUGGCUAAAUAGGAAGGAAUAUCAAGCCAAAGUUAUUUGUUCUCAUUCGUCUACAAUUGGAAGCUUGGUCGUUUCAUGCAUUUAAUGUCAUGUUGCAAAUAUGUAUGUAUAUGCGACGUGAUUAUGUCCGUGAGCGUGUUAAAUAUUAUCAAGUGGCACACGCACACAAAUAUGUAUUUCAUAUUCUUACUCUAAAUGUGAGUGUGAGAGACAUACUUACUAUAAUUGUAAUUCUAAUAUACACUUUACAUUGCAAUUGCAAAAACUUGCGAAAUGGUUUUGGAAUUUGUAUAAAUGUCGAACUUGGAAGUGAUGCUGUCAUUGCGAGUGGACGUCGCUUUUCUUAGUGAAUAAAAUGUGUUAACAAACAUACCUACAUAAUAAAUACAUUAUUAUCAAAUAUGUAUUCCGUGGAGAAAAGUAUUCCCGUAAGCCGUUUUUAUAAGCGAUUAAAUAAAUUAAAAGUAUCAAAACAGGUCCACCAUGCUUUUCGAACAACUACAUAACACUCCUCCACGGAAUUCAUGCAAUCUUUUGAUCACGACGAAUCGCAAAUAUUCACAUAAUUAACCAAUUUAAUAUUUCAAAUUAAUUAUAAAAAGUAGGAUAAAUAAGUUUGAGAUAUUUCCGUAAUCAUAUAUUAAACCGCAAUGAAGUCGUCACAUACUAUGAAAUACUUUCUGUAUUGGUACAUAUGUUUUGUAUUUAUUCAAAACAUAUUACAAGAGUAAAUAGAAAAUAUACGACAUUGUAAAAACGCUCAUCUUAAGUAGUUUUGGAAUACUGUGGCCAAUAUCAGGCAACGUAUUAACUCGAAUAUAAAUCAUAGUACAAUGUAAAUAAAUACCUACUUUGUGAUUUGUAAUGAUCGACGGUGGGCGUCAUUGGUCGCUGGACCAACGUGGAAUGGCUACACAAUAUUGGGUCAACUCUUGGUACAGAUAUUCGGAAGAGAUACGAGAUCUCAAGUAACAGCAGUGGUUUCUGAUUGACACACAGAACCCUAUUUGCAAUCCAUUAUGGUCAAAUAUCCUGUAAUUACUUUUCCUUCAUCAGGAACCCUUACUAUGAUUGUAUUUUCUCCAUAUUGUGUAUUGGAAUAAGUAAGACAUUCCACAACCCUUGCACUGUAUGCGCCUUCUAUGCUAAAUCUUGACUGUGUUGAUCUAAUAACUGCAGGGUCUCCUUUGUGAUUGUUAGUGGUGUUUCAAAAAUGCACUUUCAUGUCUUGAUAAUUUUGUAUUGAACAGUUCUAGUGACUCUUAGUAUGCUAGUUUCGUGUAGAUCGCUUACCAAUUCCCAAUGCCUAUGGGAUAUUAGAUACGAUUCGUAUCAAGAUACGAAUUUAAUUGAUGGGAACAUGUAUAUGAAAAUUUAUUAAGGAUAAUGUUAAGUAAUACUUAUACAUGUAAUGAUAAAUCUUUACAAAACUACGUACCGGCUUUAUUCGCCAAAAUUAAGUCUUCUAUUUGGUAAUUAGGUGUAAACGUGAAUUCAAACAAUAUUAUACAAAGUUCCUUUUUCCAUUUUUAAUAAUGUCUUUUACCAAAGUAGUAUCUGGAAUAAGUAAGUUAUAAGCGAUGGUAUAAAAGUAAGAUCAGUAUUCUGGAAAGGCGAUGCGACGAAGACCGCUGAGGUUCGUUUGUUGAGCCUAUGGCGGCCAUGCAUACAGACAAUAGUUUAAAAAAUAUUAAGUCGAUUUCGAGCUCUGAUUGCGAACCAAAGACAAUAUAAACUUUUUCUGGACCUUAAUGAUAAUGACGUAACUCGUCUACAGUUUACCCUGUGUUUGAAGUCAGAUUUACGCGAUAUCUUUAAUUAUUAAGUCGAUGUGGUGUGAUUGUAACUAAAAAAAAAAAUAAAGAAAAAAAGACAAUUUUACUUGUUGACCGAAUUGUUGUUGCGGUUGUUAUUCGUCUUAUGCAGGAUUUACAUUGAUCGGCGCGAGUCGGCGCGCAUCGCAGCGUCCGUACGGCCAAAAAUGCGGUUAAAAGCGCGAGUAUCCUCUGGCAUCAGCCAAGUAUAGUGUCACAUCGCUGUCAGUCUAGUUGAAUAACUCCUACUGUGUGGACGUGUUAUAAUUUUAUUAUAAAAUGGUGGAAUGGGAUGUUGUUUUGUUAGCAAUCGCUUGGGAAAAAGAUAAAAAUAACCAAAAUAAAAUAAACAGGAAGAUAAAAAUUUGGGUGGAUGACUUACGGUAGCCGCCGACCAGAGUCGACGGCGGCCGAGCGACGAAUACGCUCGGAGUCGACCGGCUUCCGACGCAAGCUCGCGCAUCCGUCCGGAUUGAAAUGUAUAGUCUAACUGAUACAGUUCAGUUGUGAGCCGGCUUCUUCUUUGCGCUCCGACGCGCUCCGACGUGCGCCGGUCAAUGGGAAUCGUCCCUUAGAUUGUAGUAGUCUGAUGUUGUAGCACGGAAUUUAGUAAAAUGGUUCAAUCUUCCAAAUCCAAGUUACUUCAUUGAAAUUGUAAAAUCGUAUUCCACUCUAGCCCUAUAAAUGUAUUUUGACUCACGGGGUUUCUGAGUGUUUAAACUCCUAGUUGUUACACAUAGCACAGAAUAAUAAUAAGUACUACACAUAGUAAUAAAUUUCAUGACAUUUACAAUAUAUAGGGUGUCCCGUAAUUCAACGUCAAGUCGGAACUGGGUGUUGAGGCAAGUUGUGCUGGUUAUCAGAAAAAUAUAAAAAAAAAUCUAUGUGGCACAUUUUCAAAAUAAUAAGCAUUAAAAAAAAUUAAAAAAAUCUACUCCCGGUGACGGUAUUUUUACUCCUUUUGCCACGAAUCUUCACUUUUUCCAAAAAAAAAUUUUUGUUAUGUAACCCUGAAUAAUGCUUCUCUAAAUUGUUAUCAAAAUUAUAAGACCAGCUUGGUUGAAAAAAAUACAUUAUUUCCAAAAAAAAAAUUCAGGACCGGGAUUUUAUUUUAUAUUUUUCUGAUAACCAACAUAACUUGCCUCAACACCCAGUUCCGGCUUGACAUUGAAUUACAGGACACCCUGUACAUAUAGUUCUGUAUACCUUUACAAGUUGAAUGUUAAAUCGCGUGAUAUCUUGAAAAUACGUUACCGCUUGUUGGUAAACAAAAUCUAUACGGGAUCUUUAUUAUUCCUACCUUCGAUUAGGUUAGGCUUUAUUAUUACUACCUUCCUAGACUUUUGGACUUUAAUUAUUUCGCAAUUUAAACGUGGAUUAGACUUAUCAUAAUGAUACAAUUUUUUGGGAAUUCGUGCAAUAUUUGUGGACUUUCAGCACUAGAAUUCGUAGUUUCAAGGAAUCGAACGAUUUCUGCUAUUUUCGAUUCUUGCUGUGUAAUGAAAAAUGCUUUUCCGAUGUUCCAUUUUGUUAUAAACUUUGUCAGUUUAUGAAAUAGAUUUCUUUAUGCAUAGUUUUGAAGUGAAGAAAAUUUUUUCUAAUUACAAAGAGUGUAUCUACGUCUUCACCUAUACCUUAGUUCUUUAGAAAUUUCCCAAAAUGUAAACAAAUAUGGCCAACUGACAUUGACGAAUUUUUAGUCUAUGUCAGUUGAUCUACUAGUGAUGCGACAAAAUCUCUCGUUAAUCGCAAUUCUGUAAAUGUCAUUUACGGACUGCAAUAGACGAUUAUUAGAUUUUUAAAGAUCGUUUGUAUAAUUAUAAAGAUCAAUCCCUCUUCUGAUUGAUGUUGUGAUCAGUAAUGUGAUCGUCAAAAUAGGAUCUUCUUAAUCAAAGAAAAUUUAAUUUUCCCUUUUUUAUUUGUUUAGGAAAUAUAAUUUAAAUUAUACUGUGGGUCUAGACAAAGUGCACAAUAAAAUCGUAAACCAGUCGAAAAGUGGUCGAGAUGCCUUUUUUAUGUGACACUCGUCUGUAUAAUAAAGCUGAAUUCAAAGACUUCUUCGCAAAGUGUGUUGUUGCAUUCAAUGAAGAAAAAAUACAUUGUUGAAUAUAACCUCGUUUAUAUUUUGUUUUAAAUUAAUAUUAUCAAAGUAAUUGGUAAUUGAAAUAAUUGAAUACUGGAAAUAAAAUCGAUAAAAUUUACAGAUUAUUAUCUAUGAAUAUUGUCUAUGACUUACAGAUUUUCCAGAGAUAGGACCUAAAUUUCAACGUCAAAUGUCGAUUUGACAUUUUAACAUGAAGCACAAAUUUUCACCAUCCAAAUAUUUUGUUAAAAUAUUUUGUUUUCAAUGUUAGAUUUCAUAUUUGUUUCAUCAUGAGAAAAAAGUUGGAUUCAUGAGCUUGUGAAAUAAUGUGUAUAAUAUUAAGAAAACGUGAGUAUUAUAGUGUAAUUGUGUGCACAAGUGUUUGUUUACAUCGAUGGAAAUUUCUAAAGAAUUAAGGUUACAGAGUACACUGUACACUCAUAAUAUCGUCGUAUUACUUUUCACUCUUUGUGUAAAUCUCCAAAGUUAUGUUACCAUUAUUUCGUAAGCGAAUUAAAAUCGUUAUAUUUGGAUGUUAUUUUAUGACAGUUUGUAUUUUUCUUUUCCAAAUUUUGUUAUGAAGUUUAGAAGUGUUUAGAAGAAAAAUUACGAAUGGUAAUUACUGAUUGUUUGGUUAUUAGCUGCUCGUUGAUGUUGCAUUUAAUGUUUUAGUUAAAGAUAUUGGUAUAUUGUGUAUUAAAUAGAUUUCAUACAUUUCGUAAGGUUAGAGUGGCACAUCGUGUUGAUGAAUCGUUUUUGCACAUGUUUAGUUUUAUGUGCUUGAAAUGGCGACUGCGUGUCGGCCGUGGUGUCGGCUUUGUCCCACGUAGUCUUAUUUAGGGACAGACCGCUAUUGGGUCUGCGUGUGUGUUGUAGGGAAUAAGGUCUAGGUUAAAUAAAAUUACAUACGUUUAUCUAAAUGUAACGCCAUGAUAAUAAGUGUUGGAUAUUUUGUAUGUACGUGUUUUUCAACUUUUUCACUAUAGUAUAUGUGAUCUCGAGAACAACAAACAUUCAAUACCAUAAUUAUAUGCCACAGCCACAGUCAUCUAUUAUACACUUAAUGUUAAAAUAAGUUAGUUUAAUUUAUCCUAGUGAGAACCGAUACAUUCAAUGUUCGUUAUAAUUAGUAAAUUAUUUGAUUUCGACACUAUAGUUAAAUAUAAUAAGUACUUAAUGAUACGUUUACUGAAUAGAAUACUUCAGUCAUAUCAAACGACAUACUCGUUCAGCGUAGAGAUGUUUGGCAGGAGGCGUGAUUGUUUAUACCCUAGCUUAAUUCUGUUAUGGUACCUUAGUUGUUCUGAGCUGGUUCUGCCUGAUGGUAUUGGUAUAAAUCAUUCCGUAAGAGAGCACAAGCACAUACUUUAUUAUAUUAUGAUCUCAUUAAGCGUCGGAUCGUUUUUGGAUAAUCUCAUUUCAAUGUUUAGACAUAAGGUUUUGUAACUGAAAAAGUGUGUCCAAGUUUCACUUAGCGGAAAAUAGAUUGUAAUUUAAUGUAUUAAAUAAAAGAAGUUCAACAAAGCUGAUGUACUCGCUGUGAUCGAAUAAUCUAUAUUACAUUGAAGCUUGGACGCAUUCUGCAUAUUUGCAAACUAGGCUAAUGAUCUAGGUUUAAGUUUUCUAUCUACUUACUAAGUAAACUUUGAAAAUGUUAAUGCCGAUACUCAUUACGUACAUGUAUUAGGUCAAUAUAUCUUGGUGUUGUAACUACUGCAGCCCCCUCCAAGCACGAUUCCUCUGGUAUGAUGUUACCCAUCCAUACACCUAGUUGAAACAUUACACAGUUCUUGUUAUCAUUUAAUUACAUCCAAAACAAAUAUGUGAUCGAAUUUUCCAGAGAGUUUACAUUCUUUAUACUUGAUUCGUUUGUAACUUAAAUGUGAUUUUUCUCUCCUAGUUGGUAACGAGUGUCAUUGUAUUAAUAUGAUUAAGCCCAUUAUAUUUGGUGUUAAAAAGUUUAUUUAGUUAAAAGGCAAAAUUGUCCUCGCCACUUACUAGUUUGGUUUAUUUACAACCUUUUUUUUUGUUAUCCUUCUUUUUUCUAUAAUAAAAGUUAUAAAACAUAAA